Messenger RNA from Phoenix dactylifera (date palm), 2193 nucleotides. Its product is annotated as indole-3-pyruvate monooxygenase YUCCA2-like. Gene Ontology annotation, molecular function: flavin adenine dinucleotide binding; N,N-dimethylaniline monooxygenase activity; NADP binding. Gene Ontology annotation, biological process: auxin biosynthetic process. The record is from RefSeq and is a predicted model, not a curated record. Lineage: Eukaryota; Viridiplantae; Streptophyta; Magnoliopsida; Arecales; Arecaceae.
CUCACUCACUCUCGGUUGCCCCCGCGCUUUCCCUCACUUUCCCCCACCCUUGGGGCUUGGCUCGCCCCCCUCUCCGCUUCCUCCUCCGCCGGAAAUCACCCAAAAGGAUAAGGCUUUCUAUUCCCCUCCCGUUUCCCGCAAAACUAGGAGAACUUCCAUGCUUCUCUCGUACCAGCCUAAUCCACUUGUGGAUAAGUGUCAACCAGGAGACCAAAGAGAACAUUAAAAAAAAGAAGAAGAAAGGCAAUGAUUUCGGGAUCUCUUCCCUCUUCCUUAUCCACCCUCCCGAUUAAUACUGCUGCAACUACUAGUGCUCCAUUCUAAAGAGAUUAGGAGGUACUCGAAAUUGAUAUUUCUUCAUGGACUGCUGGAGGGAGGCAGAAGGCAAGCGAGUCCAUGACCCCUUGUUCUACCAAUACUACUCCGCGGGCGACUCUUACUGCGUGACGAUGAAGCCCGCCGCCGCCGCCAAGGUCGAGAGGUGCGUCUGGGUCCCGGUUCCCAUCAUCGUCGGCGCCGGGCCGUCCGGGCUGGCCGUGGCCGCCUGCCUCAAAGAGAAGGGAGUCCCCAGCCUGAUCCUGGAGCGCGCCAACUGCAUCGCCUCCCUGUGGCAGCUCAAGUCGUACGACCGCCUCCGCCUCCACCUCCCCAAGCAGUUCUGCGAGCUCCCGCUGAUGCCGUUCCCCAGGUGGUUCCCGACGUACCCCACCAAGCAGCAGUUCAUCGCCUACCUCGAGGACUACGCGAAGCGAUUCGACAUCCGGCCGGCCUUCAAUGAGACGGUGGUCAGCGCCGAGUACGACGCCGUGCUCGGGUUUUGGAGGGUGAGGACGGCGGCGACCAACAACAAGGAGGAGAGGACGGAGUACGUGUGCCGGUGGCUGGUGGUUGCCACCGGGGAGAAUGCAGAAGCCGUCCUGCCGGAGAUUGACGGCGUGCGGGAGUUUAAGGGGUCCAUCAUGCACACAAGCAUGUACAGAAGUGGCGACGUGUUCCGGGGGAAGAGGGUGCUCGUCGUCGGGUGCGGCAACUCGGGGAUGGAGGUCUGCUUGGACCUCUGCAAUCACAAUGCCUACCCUUCCAUCGUCGUAAGAGAUACGGUGCACGUUCUCCCUCGGGAGAUGCUCGGCGGCUCCACCUUCGGGUUGUCCAUGCGGCUUCUCAAGUGGUUCCCAGUGCAGAUGGUGGAUCGCUUGCUCCUGCUCGUCGCCCGCCUCAUGCUCGGCAACACAGCUCGCUUCGGUCUUGAGCGGCCCCAGGUUGGACCCCUCGAACUCAAGUCGCUCUCCGGCAAGACUCCCGUCCUCGACGUCGGCACCCUCGGGAAGAUCAAAUCCGGAGAUGUCAAGGUCUGCCCUGCGAUAAAGAGAUUCACAGGACAUGGAGUGGAAUUUGUAGAUGGGAGAUCGUCGGAGUUCGAUGCUGUCGUCUUAGCCACCGGCUACAAGAGCAAUGUGCCAUCUUGGUUAAAGGAGAGGGAGUUCUUCUCGGAGAAGGAUGGGCUACCGAGGAGGCCCUUUCCUAAUGGAUGGAAAGGGGAACGUGGGCUGUAUGCUGUGGGGUUCACAAAACGUGGAAUUCUUGGGGCGUCAAUGGACGCAAUGAGGAUUGCUCAAGACGUUGAACAAAGGUGGAAAACAGAGGCUAAGCAGCUCAUGGCUUUCCAUCGCCCCUCGGAACCGAAGUGACGGCAGGAGAGUCUUAUAGAUUGAAGGAGAACACUGGGCGCCAUUUCCUUUUUCCCCAUCAAAUCACCUUGGAGACAUAGUGUCUCAUCUCUGAUGAUGAGACAAGCAAGCUGGCUAGCCGCAGAAUGGGAGUGAGUGGGGUUUGGCUUUUUUACUAGUAAUUUGUAUAUGCUGUAUAUUGCCAUUUUCCUAAUUGGAUUGACUGACGUAGAGAGAGAGAGAGAGAGAGAGAGAGAGAGAGAGAGAGAGAGAGAGAGAGGUGGGGCGUGCUUGUGGCUGGGGUUUGACACACUAUCUAUCAAAGCGAGAGUUAUCUCAAAUUUGUUCGUUUUCUAAGUGGUGAUGCACCAAGUUAGGUGUGGGGGUGAGGGCGAGGAGCGAGCACAAGUUUGAUCUCUUCCUUGCCCUCUCUCUAUUUUGUUGUCUUCUUCUCAUUUCUUAUUGAAAGGGUCAUGUGAUACAUUUUCUCCAUUUGACAUUGACCAUUUGAUAAUGCUGCUUUUAG